CAUCAGCGGUUGUCACAUAACUUUUGCUAGUUAUAAAAAGCCAAGCAAUAUGUCAAAUGUGGCAAAUAUCUUUGUUUUGUUUAUGAUGAGGAUGUGUGUCAGAGUGAGUCAUAAUCAUAUAGAGUUGAGUAAUGGUAUAUCUCAUUACACCAACUUAAGUGAUGUCACCCACUGGAUCAACCCCGAAAACCCCGUUUCUCUUCAUACUACAUCACUAACUCCCUCCUUUGAUCCCGUCAUAAUUUUACUACGGCAGCUAGAGAUCGCCUGGCAAUAAAGCGUAGCUUUGGAUCGUGAUGUGCCAUUUGCACAGAGGAUCUACAGGGUCGAUUUGUACUGGAGGACAGUCUCCACAUUGCAUAUGGUCGGUGAUGGUUGAUUGUUGACUGUUGGGAGCCCUUCACUUGAGAGAUUAAAUGUAUAUAUUAUAACUAUAGAUAAUAUAAAUAUACAUUUUACAGAUGUUUAUAUGAUGUUUACAGAUGUAAUGGCCCAUCAAAACAUUUCUGAGGAUGGUGGCAGUGGGGGAACUUUACAUCAGUACAUUUUUAAAAUCCUGGCUACGGCCCUGCAAUUUGAUUGGUCCAUGGGAGCCUUCAGCUCUCAGCCAAAAAUAAAGUUGGCCACUUGUAAAAGUACGAUUCAAACAGUCCCUGUAGACACGUACAGUGCAGGGCCAUAACGAUGCAUUCAAGUGAUCUGCAGCAGCAAUUAUAAUCCUUUGUUUUGUGUUUUUCUCUGGCACCUUCCUCCGCAUCCCACCAAAUCCCCCUGUAGGAUUAGUGCUUUUUCAUUACCUGGUUGAUUCAUUUGGUAACCAGCCAAUGCAAAGACACAGACAUCCCGACUGGGCCUCGCACUAGGUCUGCAGUGCGGUGUAGUGCUGUUUGCCUUAUCUCUGGACGUCCGAGCCUCUUGACAUAUAUGGAAGCAGGCAGCCGUCACUCUGACAGUGCGCUCCCGAAAUAAUCUGCGGGCGCACAGCUGAGGCGGGUGGGAAACACCGCCCGCCAAAUCUGACCGGAGUAAUGACGAAAUUCUGCUACUCUGAGUACUUGAAUCAGUUCCGUAAUGCUGGAGGCAAAUGCAACGACGUUCUGCCGCGACCGCGGGCGGACGGAGGGAGAGGAGCCGCUCAGAGCGCUGUCACAUCAAAGCCGGAGGACGUUGACCCAGUGGUCUCUGCCAUCAGGAGGGGGGAUGUGGAGGCUCUUCUUGAUCUGGAAACCUCCGCUCCUCACAGCCUGCUGAGGGAGAACAAAGAUGGGUGGAUUCCGCUACAUGAUGCUGCCUACUGUGGACAGGCUGGGUGCCUGGAGACCCUACUGAGGGUCCAUCCAAGUUCAGUAGACAAACGAACCUUGCACGAGCAGACGGCCUUGCUGCUCGCUGUGUCUUGUGAACAUGUGUCAUGUGUGCGGUGCCUUCUGGAGGCCGGAGCCGACACCGACAUCAGCAGCAAGAACAAAGAGACCCCUUUGUACAAAGCGUGUGAGUUGGAGAAUGCGGACAUGGUGAGCCUCGUUCUCACUCAUGGGGCCACUGUGAACCAGCGCUGCGGUCAGGGCUGGACGGCCCUCCACGAAGCCGUGUCCAGGAACAACACGGAGAUCUGUGAGAUACUAAUAAGAGCCGGGGCGGCGAUCAAUCCGCCGAAUACCUACAGCAUCACACCGCUCACUGUAGCGGCUCAGCAAGGACAGAUGAGGGCACUGUGUUGUCUGAUUGGAAAAGGUGCAGAUGUGAACAUGCAGACGUGUGAUGGCGUGACGGCCCUGCACGAGGCCAGUAAAAAUGGACACAAGGAAAUCGUGGCACUGCUGUUGACUAAACACGCAGACGCCAACAAACCCACCAACACGGGACUGCUGCCCCUGCAUUUUGCCGCCCAGUAUGGCCACCACGAGAUCGUGUCCCUGCUCGUGUCGGUGACGAGUCGCACCAGGCUGCGGCACAGUUGCGUCAGUCCCCUGCACCUGGCGGCAGAGCACAACAGACACACUGUGGCAGCUGUGCUUCUGAAGACAGGUGCAGAUGUAAACGCCACACUGGCCCACAGUCACUCCAUCCAGUACGCUGAUCGACGGGCAACAGCCCUCUACUUCGCCAUCGCCAACUGCAGCAGGGAGACGGCAGAGGUGCUGCUGAACACUGGCGCCAGUGUGAACCUGGACCCGGUCAGUCCUCUGCUGAUGGCCGUCCGUCAGGGCUGUGUCAGCACCGUGUCCUUGCUGCUGGACAGAGGGGCCGACGUCGACGCCAGAAUCCCAUCUUACGCUACCACGUUCCCUGCUGUCAUUGCACUGUGCAUGAACAAUCUGCCUCUCCUCAAAUGCCUAUUGGACAAUGGCUGUGACGCCGUCUCCUGCUUCAGCUGUGCACACGGCAGUGGCCCUCACCCAGCUUCAGGAGAAUCCCACAUAAGAACCGUUGGUAGAAACGGACAUGAUUUACAGAACGACCACCUGCUUUCUUUAAACUGCUGCGAGACGACAGACAGAGCAAGACAGUUCUGCGAGUGGAUCUCAACACCAGUUAUGUGUAAAUGGGCAGGACCGAUCAUAGAUUUGUUGCUGGAGCAUGUUGGUCAUAUUCAGCUGUGCAGCAAACUCACUGAACUGCUGGACAGCCGAGAGGAAUGGCUCCCUGUCAAGAGGAAGUCAUUGUCGCCUCGUACGCUGCUGCACCUCUGCAGAUUAAGGAUUCGAACCCAAAUGGGGAGAGAGAGACUGAAAUCUCUCACAAGUCUACCUCUGCCAGACAGAGUGAUCCGAUACCUGAGCCUGGCUGACUGACUUUGAGGUGAACUUCAAGUAAUAUGUGCAUGAGAGAUGUGGCUGUAUUUAUCUUUUUGCAGUUCUUUUUUUAGUUGUGUCUGAUGUCUUGAAUCUUUACAUGGUCCAAAGCAAUUAUCUAUGCGUAAAAUAUCUAUUUAUGGCACAUGUAAUGUGACAAUAAAGUUCUUUCAUCUUUCA
This is a messenger RNA of Scophthalmus maximus (turbot), 2975 nucleotides long. Its product is annotated as ankyrin repeat and SOCS box protein 2-like. Gene Ontology annotation, biological process: intracellular signal transduction. The transcript is spliced from 8 exons. The coding region runs from base 1029 to 2795 and encodes 588 amino acids. Gene Ontology annotation, molecular function: protein binding. The record is from RefSeq and is a predicted model, not a curated record. Lineage: Eukaryota; Metazoa; Chordata; Actinopteri; Pleuronectiformes; Scophthalmidae.